GUCAUUUGUAUUUUGUGGCAAAAGAUCAAACAUUUAGUUUUAAGCGGCGUUUCGCACCUUUUGCUAUUCUGCUUACACACACACAAUAGCUCGUACAUGCGUAUGUGUUAGUAGUCGAUAGUUCGGCAGAGCACAACUUAAGCGUUUAAGCGCCGGUGUUUGCUUUAAAGUUUAGGCGAAAAUCAGUUUUUGAGAUGAGUUUGGUUGCCGGCAAUUACACGCCACAAUAUCACUUGUCGCUUCAGUUGCGACCGGGUUCGCAUUCAAAACGGUUCAAUUUCCGCGACGUUAGCUUAUGUGUUCGGUUGCCAGUUUUCCAAUCAUAAAUUAAAAAUGAUUUUGGACUUAGGGAAAUCACAACGCAUCCUUGGCGCGCAGCGCUUAAUACUUCUACUCGGUUUAAGCUGUCUAGUCAGUGGCGCGACGCAUGAUGAGUUGCCGCAGUGCAGCCUAUCGGGUGUUUACAAGACACGACAGAGCGUUGUGGAGUCACCGAAUUAUCCAAAUAAUUAUCCGAUAAGUGCCUGUUGGGAUUACGUGAUACGCUCGCCUUACCGUUGUCCAACAAAGUUCCAUAUACAAUUCUUAGAUUUUCAUCUUGAAUCGUCGGCGAAUUGCACAAACGACUAUUUAGCUAUUGGUGUGGAGAAUGAUGGCGAUGAUAUGGAUCUGCUGUGCGGUCAAGUAAUUGGCAUAAAAAAGUAUCACACACCGGGCGGUAUACUGCGGCUGCGUUUCUUUUCGGACAGCUCGCCAUGGACGACUGCGCGUGGCUUUAAAUUGUUGAUCACUCGCUUGGCUUGCGAGCGCGAGGAUUAUUUACGCGAAAACCUCGAUACGAAUGACGAGGAUACCGAAGAAAUUUUAGCACCCUCGUCCAAUUUCCAACCACCGCAGGCCAUAGUGCCGCAAUUAUUUCGUAAUUGGACACAAGUAGCACAGCAUGUACCGUACCCCACACCUCCGUUAUUCGGUUGGAACUUACCAGCGCCGCCACCGCCCGCCUUUGGUAAUUUAUACGGGCCGCAGCUAAAUCCACAAUACAAUAAACUUAACGAAGGCAUUAAGCCUUGCAAGCCCGAGCAAGCAUAUUUGAGUCCAUAUCCGACAUAUCCACAAUACCCAGUCUUAGGUUAUAGAAGUAAUAAUGUGCAGACGCUUGUGAGCUCUGAUCAAUAUGUAAGUGAUUGGCAGUUGGGCGCGCAAAGUAAGCAGCUAGGAGAAGAACAAGAGCAGAUAUUGAAAACUAAAUCGUUAGUUAAGUCGGGAAAUGAGCCGCAACCGCGUCAACAAUUUUUCGGUGCAGCGUUACCUGGCGCUCAAUUAGCUGGUUUGCAACCUACCGCGCUGCCACCACAUAACGCACCGUUCGGUGGUGUUCCUUUUGGUGCUAUGCAACCGGCAACCUUACAGGAAGACAGUGCACUAUUUGAUAAUACUCAAGCAGUUGUUACAACGGCAUCCACACAGCAUUGUUGCACAUCAUACUUUCAUCAGAAGCGCUUUUAUCUCUCCAGCCCGGGCUUUCCGCGCACUGCAUUCACAUCACUUUUGCCAACGCAGCAACGUGAUUGCCAAUUCGGCUUGGAAAAAAAUGCGGAUAACAUAUGUCGUCUACGCAUAGAAUUCAAAUUUUUCGACUUUGGUCAAACUUAUGUGGGCACUGGCACAACGCAGGGGAAUAUCAAUGUGGCCAUUAGUACAAGUAGAGAUGUCUGCACCGAAGACUUUAUCGAAAUCAAUGGCGAACGCUUUUGCGGUUGUCGCACCGGCUAUAUUUACACAAGUCCUUGGGGUUUAGGCGCUAAGCAGAUACGCAUGCGUAUGGGCUAUUCGGGCUUAUCGUCGAGUGGUUUCUUGCUUGAGAUCUACCAAGAGGAAUGCCAAGACACCGCCUUUGUACAACCGCAACGGCCGGCACAUGAUACACCGACAACUGUCUCACGCCCAGGCGUUACACAAGGGCAAGUUAGUGUCGGUCAACUGAACGCUAUAAACCACCCAAAUGUACAUAAUCCCGUACAUCAAACCACAUUUAACCGACAUCAAUUGCCCGCCUAUCCGCAGCCAUCCUACUUUGCGCAACAACCACAAACGCACUUACCACCUGACCAGAUACCAUAUCAUCCACUACAAACUCCAACCGUUAAUCCCUUCUUGACGACACAACAGCCACAAUUUUGGCCACCGGCAACACAGCAGCCAUACGCCGGCAUGCCAAGCCCAUUCCCACCGUUUGGUGUGCCACCAGUACCGCUGUAUCGCCAUGCGCGCACUUCGAGCUCGAUUGCGGCGGCGGCGAGCACAAACCAACCAAUGACCGUGGUCGAAACUAAUUCGACGCGCAAAGAAUACUAUUACUUUGACGGCGACGAGGCGUUUGGUCGUUUACGUGCUAACGAUGAGCCGGACGAUGUGGAUCGCAACGGAGUAACGCCGUCAGCAGCGGUGCGCGACCGUUGCAGUUACUCGACAAUGGAUGCGCUACGCUUGACCGUGGAUAGAUUGUGGAUAACCAAGCCCACUUGUUAUGCACCGUUGCGCAGCUGGUUCAGCAACGUUUUCGGUUAAGGAGAUACCGAGAUUGAUACACGAAUUCUUAUGCAAUAAAGAGAUUAUGCUGUGUACACAUGUGUGUAAGAUAAACGAAAUAAAAACGCCGAGCUGCUCGAGCUCAAAAUAA
This is a messenger RNA of Bactrocera oleae (olive fruit fly), 2683 nucleotides long. RefSeq lists its product as uncharacterized. The record is from RefSeq and is a predicted model, not a curated record. NCBI's taxonomy places the organism in Eukaryota, Metazoa, Arthropoda, Insecta, Diptera, Tephritidae.